AUGUUGGUCCUGCAAAAUCUGCUCGCCCUCCUACCGCUCGCCGGCCUGGCCUCGGCCGCGUCGAUCCGCCUCGACGCGCGCAACAACGGCGGCUCCUCUGGUGUUGGCAGCAUCUCGUACGCCCAAGGCCCCUAUGGCCUUCACAACGCCCGUUGCGAGCAAGUGACCCUUCAAGUGCCCGUCAACAUCGAACUUUCCAACUUCACCUCUGUGCGCAACCAGUACGACACGCAGUCGUACAUCACGCGUCAGAUCAUCGACUUCUCCCUGGCCCCCGCCAACUGGACCGCGCGUCAUGGGCCUAGCACCACAGAGAAGUUUACGCUCAAUCGAUCGUUCCAGAUCAACGGCUACUACUGUACGCCGAUUCAGGGGGCUCGGGAGGGCAGUGCGCUGUGGAACCUCGUCCACGGCAUCGGCUUCGACUCCAGCUACUGGGAUUACACGCUCUCCCCCGAAUACUCGGUCGUUCGUCACGCCGCCAGUUACGGAUAUAGCACCUUCCGCUACGACCGUCUCGGCACGGGCGCCUCGGAAACCCCCUCCACGGGCGGAUUUGAUGUGCUUCGCGCCCAAACCGAGGUAGCCAUCUACCAAGGUGUACUGCAACAGCUGCGAAACACCAACAACGUUGGUGGCAAGCAGCAUUCCAAGAUUGUCGGUAUCGGUCACUCGUACGGCUCGGUGCAGACGCAGGCGGUUUCGAUGAUGAGCCCGGAGUUGUUGGAUGGUGUGGUUCUGACGGGUUACACGACCAAUGCUACCAACCUCCCCGGGUAUCUGCACGCCGCUGCGUAUCAGAUUGCCAAGAACACCCUCAGCCAGCUCUCCAACAAACCCCCCGUUUGGCUGGCGAGUGGUAGCGAGGCGGGCAACCAGAUCGCAUUCUUCUACCCACCUUACUUUAGCGAUGCCUCGUUCCGUCUGGCGCGCGCCACCGAACAGCCCGUCACCCUAGGCAGUCUGUUUUCAAUCGGCGCCGUCGGUGGACCGUCCAACUUCACCGGUCCAGUGCAGGUGGUCAACGGUGCGAAAGACUUCAUCUUUUGCAGCAGCAACUGCUGGGGUGGCCCCAAUGGUACCGCCAUCCCCGAUGGCGUCAAGGAGUUGUAUCCUCAAGCGAAGAACUUUACCAGUUACAUCGCUGAGAAUACCGGACACGGGAUCACGGCGCACUAUGCCCAGCCGAUGAUCGCUGAGGAGAUUGCUAGGUGGAUUGCUGACCAAGGACUGUAA
Molecule: messenger RNA, 1236 nt
Organism: Kalmanozyma brasiliensis GHG001
Lineage: Eukaryota; Fungi; Basidiomycota; Ustilaginomycetes; Ustilaginales
Exons: 1
Coding region: 1-1236 (411 amino acids)
Source: RefSeq, a predicted model, not a curated record